Molecule: messenger RNA, 1664 nt
Organism: Lolium perenne
Lineage: Eukaryota; Viridiplantae; Streptophyta; Magnoliopsida; Poales; Poaceae
Source: RefSeq, a predicted model, not a curated record
UUUUCCCCGGAUUCCUCAAUCCACAUUAUAAAAUACUCCAGCAACAACAGCCGGGGAUAGGAACCAGGUCCGAUUUCUUCCAGCGCAGCGCCACCUUCUUUCUCCGAACAAUCCGCCGCCCCCGCCCUCGCCCCCGUACUCUGUUUUUUAGCCCCCGCCGGCCAGCCGGCCAGCCUCGCAUUCCGUUCCUUUCUCCACCACUUCUCCUCUCUUUCUCCUCCUUCCUUCCUCCCUCCGCCGCGAGGAGGAGGGGAAAAAGAGAAGAAGAAGCGGACGCCACCGGAGAGAGACAGGAACGGGGGACCCAAUCCGACGCGCGCGGAGGGUCGACGCCCCACACCCCUCUCCGCUCUCGUUUCGGCCGCCGCCGCAGGCAUGACACCACUCUACCUCGCGCGAGGGGCUUCCAAGGUGCUAAGAAGGAUCACCACCGAGACGUCGGUCGAGCUCAAGAUCCUCUCCGAAAAAUGGCAGCUCCUCCUCGCGGGCAUUGUCUUCCAGCUGCCAAAUUGACUGCUAAUGUUACUUCUCCAUACAAACAGUACAUCCAUGGGUUGGCAGCACGAGGGGUCCAUUACUUGCACCGGCCGGGGCCAAUCCUUCAAGAUGUCGGUUUCAUGAUUCUUCCGGAGCUUGGAAAAGAAAGGGGUUACAUCAGUGAGACAUUGUUUACAUUCAUCUUCAUCUCCUUUGCGUUGUGGACAUUUCAUCCUUUCAUCCUUCAAACCAAGCGCUUCUAUACUGUUCUUAUUUGGCGCAGGGUGCUCGCUUUCUUAUGUGCUUCUCAAUUCUUACGCAUAGUGACGUUCUAUUCUACACAACUUCCAGGGCCAAACUAUCAUUGUCGUGAGGGUUCACCUCUUGCCAGACUACCACCUCCUAAAAAUGCAGCUGAAGUGUUCCUCAUUAAUUUCCCAAGAGGUGUCAUUUAUGGAUGUGGUGACUUGAUUUUUUCAUCGCACAUGAUCUUCACUUUGGUCUUCAUCAUAACCUACCAGAAAUAUGGGAGUGUAAGGUUUAUAAAGGGGCUUGCAUGGUGCGUGGCUGUUGCUCAGAGCCUUCUUAUAGUAGCUUCUCGCAAGCACUACAGUGUUGAUGUUGUUGUUGCAUGGUAUACAGUGAACCUUGUUGUCUUCUUUCUGGACAAAAGCCUUCCAGAACUUCCUGAUCGAUCAGCAGGCUCAGCAUCAGUACUACCUAUGAGUGUGAAGGAUAAAGACAGCAAGUUGAAAGAAGAAAACACUAGGCUGCUGAAUCUUAACUCUGUCGAAGCUGCUGAUAGGAGACCAUGGACACAAAUGAAUGGAAAGCACCUUGAGAAUGGGAACCAUCUUGAUACCGAAACAACAAUAGCAUGAACGCGCUUUGCCUAUGGUUUCAGUGCUAGUUCUGAAGGAAACAGUUAGAUGUCUUUCUGGUUCUAGCCUGCAGAAGUUUUGUUCCAACACUAUCUUUCCGUUGUCUCAUCGUAGCAACCCUUUAUUUCUGAUCUCUCUAGUUUUAUCUCUUGACUCCCCAACAUCUAAUUUAGAUUAUUCAUUUAUAAAAAGUGUAUAUAGUUUACAGAAUAUUGAGAUUCUUUGGACAGUGUAAUCGCCUGAAAAUUCUGACCAUGUCCUGCUCUGUACCUGCCUUUUGAAAAUAGCCAUACAUGAUUUUUUGAA